Messenger RNA from Opisthorchis viverrini, 12565 nucleotides. RefSeq lists its product as hypothetical. Lineage: Eukaryota; Metazoa; Platyhelminthes; Trematoda; Opisthorchiida; Opisthorchiidae. The coding region runs from base 109 to 11538 and encodes 3809 amino acids. The record is from RefSeq and is a predicted model, not a curated record. The transcript is spliced from 10 exons.
GGGAAAUAGAUUCUUUUUCAUCCGCAUCUAAGGUCUGUGUCGUUUCGAAGCGCUUCAUGCCAAUGUAUUCCGGACCUUCUUUGUGUACAUUUGGGUCCAAAGUGCUCAAUGGAUAUACAUACUAGCGAGGAAUUCACCGCUGUUUCUCAAUUGUAUCGUGCUUUUCCCCCUGAAGCCCCCAAUCACGAUAGCUCAGACUCGAUUGGUGCUGCCGCUUCUGAGGAUCUGUCUUCCCUUGUCGAACCUCUUGCUACUUCGGAUGCCAUUCACGUUAAACAGAGUUUACUCGUCGAACCGUUAUCAAAUACUGCCGAUGAUAGUUCAAACAUAUCUGAAUUUGGACCUGCAUGUCAUCAACAGAACUUACCAUCUUCGGGUCUGCGCUCCCUCGAUACACUUCCCUCUCCGACGGAGCAACUGCCUUUGCAGAAUGCUAGGACAAACACACCAUCUCCGUCGGAUAGUAAUCGGCCACAACCUGCACAGUCCAUUCCGAAUCAUGACGAAACCACUGUCAACUUCAAGCAUACUUGUGCUUUCGUCGUCGAUGACAUUUCUUUAUCUUGCCUCUCCAGAACGGAAGCAGUGCAUUCAACGCAAUCCAGAAGCCUCGAAUCUUCUCCAUGCCCGGCUCAUUUGACGCACAAGUUUGUUGUCACCCAACAGGACGAUGGGGCGAGCGAAUCAUCAUUCCCAGGUGCGGUCUACAGACCUAAGAGUCAGCCGGCCACCAUCACACCCUUUCUAUCGGUCUCCACGUCAGUGAAAACCUCGGCUGCUGCAUUUUCUGUAUGCACGAGUAACGAGUCAUCCGGACUAUGGACACAGGAGUCUGUUAGUGAGCAGACUACCAUACAGUUUAAUCCUGUAACUUCCACCGGCCGGAUUGAUGAGCGACUCUUGUCUUCUGCCAUUGAGGGAACUUCAGGGAAGUUGGAUCAUGUGCUCAGUGGUCAACCAUUAUCGAACAAUACCACUACUAGCUCGUCAUUCACAGCCAUGACUGAUGGCACUUUUCCCUUUCACGGCUUGCCUCAUGUCGCGUCUAACCUUGAUUCCAGCAUUUUCUCGUCGGCCUUCCAGUCAGAUCCAGUACCGCAACCCGUUUAUGCACAACCAUCAAAGCCUUCGGGACUCAUGCAUUUACAUCCAACUUCAAGUGUUUCUCUACAGACGUCUGAGGGUUCCCCGGCACCAUUCACGUCUUUCCCAAUGGGUUUCAGUCCCGUUUCCACAGCUAUGAAUGUACCUCUUCCAUUGGCUCCUUCAACUUCCGCAGCUCCUGCGCUUCCUCCAUCUGUGUCCCUCACCCUUUCCCCAAUCACCUCAAAUGGCGAUUUUCCGCCAGUCACGCUACAGUUACCUGGCCUUCCCACCGUAAUCCUACAGGUUCUUCCGCUCCCAGGUGCUAAGAUGGACGAACAGUAUACUAUCAAGGUAUCGACGCCGCUGAUACUGAGCGGUAUCAGUGGCGCGUUAGCCAAUGGUGGUACUGUGAAUGGUGGUCCGAUCAUGCUCUCAAUCGCGCCCGGUACUUUACCACCAACAACUACGGCCACGACAUCUGAAGGAAUCCCCUCCACAAUACAGAACCAACUUGGUUCUGAUGGAACUACCUCGCCUCUUAGUCCACCCUCGACCACAAAUACUUCAUGCGCGUCCACAUCUGUUAGUUUCUCCCUACCCAAUGUACCGAUAUCUCAUUUACCGUCUGGCUCCAAUUCCGCUACGACUCUACGGCUUGCGCUGCCAGUUGGCACUCAAGUUUCUCUUCAGUCACCACAUACUCAAGCUGCUUGUAAGCGUAUGCGCGCGAUCGCCCCCAAACCAUGUCAGAAGUUGGCCGCUGAAACCGUCGCAAACGGAACGUCCAACUCAGGUCCACGCAGUUCCUCAGUCAAUGCUAACAGAAAUUCAAUAAAGCGACAAGUCACAGUGGUUACUUCCUGCAUCUCUUCAGCACUGUCUAUUCAAGCCUCUAUUGGUUCCGCUGUUUUCACUUCUCCCAUGGUCACAUCGAAUAAAGGAAAGCGAGUUCAAGUUCUUUCGGGGUCAUCCUCAGCUUCAAGGCCAGGUCGAGGUCGCCGGAAAACUGCAGCUAAUGCUUGCUUGACGCCACUUCCUGCUGCGAGUCCCGCUUUUCUUUCUUCGGUCCAAAACGGCACUGUCUCGAUCUCUUCCAGCCUACAUCUACCGCCAAACGAUUCUCAUUUGACUCCUCAAUCAGUUACUUAUCCAACAACGUUCACAACACAAUCACUCUUUGUUCCCAGUUCAACGAACCCUAUAAUGACGGGUUCUGCCGUUCCCUCUGGACAAAUGCCUUCGACAUUUUUGUUCAGUGGCAUGAUACCGCCUGGAUCCGUUCCGAGUGGAGCGUCUCCGUACAUUUUCCAACAACCUAUCCCGUUUGCCAACGGUUGCUCCUCGUUUCCUGGUUCGCUUUACACCCCGUCUGGCCCAACUCCGUUACCACCGUCCACUUCAGGUGCAAGUUCGGCUGUUUCUACCUUACCGCCCGUAAGCUCCACUUCACUGUUUCCAUCUGGAGGUGCGGCUGCAUUGGCCACCAUCAACCCUGCUACUGGGAUGAUCACUCAUUAUCCGGCACCCUGCGUCCCCAUGGCUGUGCCAUUUUCCACCAGUGGUUCGUCUACUGAUCACGCGGCUCAGUUUGGUUUGUCACUUGUCUACUCCCAACCGAACCAGAGUGCUGUUGGUUUUCUGAUUCCGAACGUCUCUCAGGCAGGCUCCUUAGUGUAUCCAGUUGCUGGACAGCCUUUACUAUCAACUCCAUUGUCAACCACCUUAUCCUCUGGUUCUAUCAAUUUCGGUGAUCAUACAAGUCUGGGACCGCAGCUAGGUGGAAGUUUUGCAGCUGGCUCAUUAGUGCCUGGACCCGGUUCCCUGCAUUCCAGCGGAAUCGGCAUAACUUCAGCCCUUCCCCCUCUACUCCAAACACCCGUUCCAUUCUUGUCCACAUCAACUAGUAACCCCGCACCAAUCCUGCCUGUUAACUCAGGAGUAGGAAAUGUACCUGUGAUAUCAUCCGUGUCUUCUACAACGGAUGAAAUUGCUGUUAUGGAGGAUGACGUCAAUUGCCUAGCCAAAGAUGAUCUGAUUAGUAUCGCCUGGCGUCUGACACAGAUGGAUGAUGACCUUGUACCCACAUGCAUAGUUUCCGAUCAAGAAAGUCGGCCUACAAGUAUGGUUGCGAAUGGGUCUGAAAACAUUUUCAAUGUAUACGAUCAUGAGAAGUCUUCUCAGUUCUCUUAUUCUACAAGCUUUGUUGUGGAUGAGGUUCCGGAAUGUUCGGAUAUAUAUACCAUGCAAGAUACUCAGGAGAGUGCCGAAAUAGUGCUUCUAGAUGCCAAACCUUCACCAGCGCGUUUGCAUAAUCUGACGGAGAACAACAGUGUUGCAGAUAUAUUCACCACUCCGGAGGAGAGUACUGGUAAUGCCGAUAUCGAUGCACUCUUAGCUGCUGCUGCAAUGGUUGGAGCUGCCAGUGGAGUAGGCGAUGCACAGUCCGCCGUUGCUGUUCCAGUUCCUACUUCUUUUACGAACGUCACCGUACACAGCUCCACGUCAAGUCCUUCAACUGGGAUUGACGUAAACUCUCGGCCAAGCUCGAGUGACUCAGCCACUCCCAUACCUUCAGUUUCGAGUAGCACAGUUGUGACUACGUGUACAACACAGUGCGCUUCCUCAACGAGAAUGGAACCCACUGGAUUAUCUCCGAAUGCACCAGCCGACCUUCUCUCGAGUGAUCUUUUUGAAUUUCACGGUCAUGGUGAGGCAAAUGUAAGUAUUGGAAAUUUCGAUGAAUCUGACGAACCUCCAAGCCUGGUAGCCGUUUUAGGAUGCAAUGCCGAAGACGCGGCCGAUUUGGAAUCGGUUUUAGGUCCCGGUUCGCAUAGCUUGGACGAAGGCGGUCCUGUCACUGAGUCCUUUCUUAACUCGCUUGUGGGUCCAGCUCCUGAUGACUUGGAUUUGGGUGACACUGAAGAUGCUGAUGAUGCCGAUGACAAUCUCUUCGAUGCGGAUUUUGAUGUUUGUGCCACUGGUUCCCCAACACAUGGCGUGCAUAAAGUUAGUAGCGAAUUCGUUGAUGACGAGUGCAUUCAGCCUACGCAUCCACUGAACGAUCUGAAUUCAGAUAACUUCGAUUUAGACUACGACGAUUUGACGAAGAAUCCAAUGAGUCUCGAACCGUCCGUUGAUGCAGAUGUUCCCAUCCCAAGCUCUCAUCAAGUCCGGGCUUUGCUGCGAAAUACCGCUCCAGCGGUACUCCCCUACCGAUUUUCCUCCUGCCGUAAUCCUCUGAUCUCUGUAAAAGAUGCUGUAUUUACCAAGCUUUUCGAGGCCCCUGUUUACAAGAAGCGCACCAGUCGCUCACACAGGUUUGAAAACGGUGUGGAUGACUUCAUUGGCGUUGACUUUCCAGAUGCAGUUAGUCACUACACCACAGCCGAACAGUUCAAUGAGGCCCUGAUGCUUUUAGGUCCACAACCCAGUCCUCCAGCGACCUCUCAUUCACCUGGAAAGUCGAACAGUGGUUUACUGGAAUCAGCUGAGUUAGAAACUGAGGAUGGAAAACCGUUUAAUGCAUCGUCAUCUCCAACUUACCGUGAGGCGAGCAGUGGUGUCACUUCUGACAAGUGUCGUGUAUCUCCAAUUACCGAUGUAUCCAGUGAGGCGAAAGAUGCGGCACUGGAGUCUGGGACUCCGAUAGAGCCUACUCGGGAAGAAGUAGAGCGGCCGAUCGGGUCACCAUUUGUGGUACCAAGGGAAGCAUUAGCUACUGUCAAUGAACCCUCCUCGAAGGAUUGUGAGCAUUCAGUAAAUUUUGAUGCCUUGAUAUCGGAACCGCCCAUCCCGAGUGAACCGGUUGAGGAAAAUGCUGCAUGUUUCGUUCAGAAUGAUGUAGAACUGAACCUAACGCAAACGCAGGAUGAUUCUGCUGUCCCAUCCGUUGGCGUGACAUCAACAUGUGAACACCAUGAAACUUCUCGGUUGGAUAGUCAGAUUGGAUCCGCUCCUUCUAGUGAAGAUAACACACCGAAUGAGGGGUCUGGAUACGACGAAGAAGCAACGUUGGCUAUGGUGAUAAAGCAUCCGGUACCUACAUGCACUAUUCCAGUGAACGAGCACCCAUCUGAGGUAGCGAAAUUAGUGGAUGAGGUGGUUGUCGGAACUGUCUGUUCAGAUAGUAAUGUUGUUGAUCCACCUAUAUCAUCGCACCCGGUAGCCAAAAGGUACCGGACCCGAUCGUUCAGCUUGAUAACAAAUAAAAAGAAUUCUGGAUCUAUUCAGCGAGGGGUUCAUCGCAGGCGACUUCUUAGUGCCCCAUCCGCCGGUGAGUCUCGUGUCAAAUCCAAUCGCACUUCGCUGCUGCAGAUUUCAUCCGUGACGCUUGCUAAUGGAAGAAUGUCAUCCGUACAUCUUCCCUCCAAUAGCCAUUCUCGGCGAUCCUGUAGGACGACCUCAUCAGUUGCAUCGGAUGAUUUGAGUGGGUCGGUUGCCUGUUUACCUCUUUCCCCCUUAGAUCACCAUCUAACCGUCGAUACCGAGGUACCAGAAGUGGUCCCCAGUCCUUCCAUAUUCGGAGUUCUGGCUUCUUCCUCCGUCCUUUUAGAAGCCGCGGUUGACCUAGUGGGAUCUGAUUCGGACAUAUCACCUGUGAAAUCUAGUUUGGAAGGGCUGGCAACGCUAGAUCGCAUGCUUAAAAGUUGUCAGCGGCAAAGCCAACAACUCCAAGAAUCCUCCCUUAGCAAAUCUAGCUCACUUGAAAGCGCAGCGGAUUCAUCUACUCCAAGCGGCACAACCUUCCAAGUGCUCGCUCCGGAGCUUCCUCUCUCAACAGAACGAGAGAACAAGAAUCUGUCUUGCUCUGAGACGUCAGCAUCGUCGCCCAGUUGCUACUCCAUGAGGCUCGUCGAACAGUCAUCCGCACCAGUAGUGCGGUCGGCAACUCGGCGGACGAAAAGAAGGCGACCAAAGCCAGAAGUUCAAACUAGGGAUGCUGAGAAGAUGCUUUUGCGCCCGGUGGAAGAGUCGUCCGGGGCACAUAUUCCCAGCACACGUUCUUCGACGGAUGUUGCAGAUACAACACAAUGUCUUUUUUGGCUCCCUUCGGCUCAGCGUCCCUUAUCUUUCGGACUGUCAUCCGCGUAUCCUGCGGCUACUUCAUCUGCGGUAAACCUUCUGAUUGAAGGAGACUUCGAGCGACACUUACCUCGUCUACAGUUAGCCGUCGAAGGCCGUUUGUUCCCGGACUGGAGUGUGUCGUCACCCGAACCGACAGAGCCUACGGUUACGGAGUCCCAGUCAGCGGUUGGCUCCUCUGUUUUCGAAACAACAUGCUCUGAAGCGGACUCAGUAAGCUCAUCACUGUCACUACCCAAGCAGCCUAACAUAGAUCUCUCUGCUCGUCGCUCUGGAAGGCGACAAACCAAGAACAAGCGCCAAAGACCCAAACCAGAACACAAACACAAGGUAGUGCCAGAGACAACACCAACAACUGAACAGACCGACUCCUCUUUUCCUAUGCUCCAUACGAAACUGAUCCCUGCUGAAAUUGCGACGGUCAAUCUCAAAGUCGCUGAUAAUGAAGCACCGUUUGCACGUUUUUUGACUGUGGCUAACUUCCCCACAUUCGCAACCGUUCAGUUAGCAAAAAAAGCGGACGAAGAGUCUCCCUCGAAAGAUCGUCAUUCUGCGAUUUGGUCGGAACAUAACGUUUUGUUCGAAAGAUUUGUCAAAGCUCAUGCAGAUGCCACUGAUGAACCAAGUCUGUCUGUGUCGGUUGCUAGUUCCGGACCGUUUUCUGAAUGCACCAGUCUUCGUCCACCAUCCACCACUCGAACAACAGUUAACAAAGAUGGUUUGGGAAGUGUGUCGCAUGGUCCUAAUGAAGUCGACUAUCAAUCUGAUACCAUUGCGCACAGCACUGUUGCGGGAGACCUUUCUGGGUUUUCCGCCCCGGCAUUUCCUGCGUUACGUGAUAGAAUGCGAAAUACUGGAUGCUCAUUUACUUCUGCAUCCACUGAGCAGGUCAAUUCUACGCAGUCGGAUCCUACAAGUACUUCAAGUCGUUCUGUUUACUCGUCAACACCUGCGGUGAACUCCACGUAUCCUCCUGUCACACAUGCGGGCACAAAUCUGAAGUUGCUUUCCACUUUUCCAGCUUGUGCUGAUUGGCCUGUUUCACUGACAUUUGCCCACUCAUCAAUAGCCAACACAACGUAUCCCAACUCAACGUGCCCGCUUCUUCCUCCAUGCACUGCAGUUGCUAGUCUAACUUUUGGCAGCUUUGCUGGAGCAGCAGCGUUUCGGGCUACAAGUUUCAGUGCUCUCGCUGCCAGAGCGUCAUCCGGAAGCCGCACAAACUCAUCCACGUGGUCAAAUAUGCCUACGUUUUCGGAUCUGGCAAAAGCGGCCUCCAAUACACCUUGUGUGUUGUUCGCAGAAAGAACUUCAGUUACUCCUGAUGUUACACCGUCGUGGUCGGACCGCAUACCCAAUAAUUCAACAUCCCAGGAGUCAUCGUCUACAAGGUCGUCUGCACCUGUUGGCCCCGGAACCUCCCGGUCUGAAGUUGCGAGUGACCCAUCUCAAGCCCCGGACCAAUCGUCGGCCGAUUCCAGCGGUGAAAACAAUUUUGUGUCUGAAGCAGAACAAUCAGGACACAGGAUAUCUCCCAUCACAUCGGUUGAAACUCAACUGCAUGUGGCGGUUGGUCGUUUAGCCCGAGCCAGACCAAAUCGAAUGGCUUUGCGACGUCGGCGGAGAUCCCGUAAAUCCCGCCAAAAAGCUGUUAAGAAAAGCCUGCUCCUGCGGCCAAGCAUCACGGGAUGUGUCAUGUCCGAAACGUUUUCUUCGAGUCCUCUUGACGCUUCUAUGGCUUUACCUGUUUGCUUAGUCACCCGGCUUGAAAACUCAUCAAAGUGUCCAUCGGAACUACUUGCUGUUUCUCCAGUUAGUGGGGACCGUUCUGCAGACGCUCUCGAACACAGAACACCCAUUGGUGAUAAUGUGUCUCUCACAGACGCCAACAUUUUGGACCAAGAUGUACAAACCUCAACCUCCCAGGAGCCGGAGCCUUUUGUAGAAGGUGACGAAUUGUGCCCGUAUCAGGAACCCUACGAGGUGAUUGAUGUUUGUGCGAUUGAUUAUCCUGAAGAUAAACCUUGUGAAUCCCGACGGAUUCCAGCCCAGGACCAAACGACCGGUCCUGUCUCAUUGGAAGCGCCAAUUCCUCUUGCCCAUCACUCAUCUGUUCAAUCGGUGAAUGUAGCACUUCCUGCGGAUUCAUCCGGUUGUAUUCCUGCUUCAUCAAACGAUGGAUCAACAGCUGCUUCCGUUGUUUCGCAUACCGCUGAUACCGAAGUGGCGCUAUCCAGUGCUUUGACAACUGCUGAGGCCAACGCAAGCCGAACGUCACCGCGUGAAUCAACCCCAACUCUCAGUUCCUCUGCAACGGAUAAAGUUCCGUCCAACUGUCCUCUUGAAGUGAACGGUGAUGCAAACGCUGAACCAGUAUCAUAUCCUCCCAUCCGUCUCCGUUUGAAUUUGAAGUCAACUACGUCGUACCAUCCUGGCAGAUGCAAUAAACUAGAUAAGAAGAAACGAACUCCGAAAGCACCCUCUUUUUUAACAACAACCGACAGUCGGAUUCCUGUCAUAUCUGCCUCCACUCCGACGUCACUGAGCAUUCGCUUGAAAGUCCCACCAGUUGCACAACAAAACGAACGCUCUUCAACACUGCCAACAUCGCGUUUCCAGUGCAAGAAAGUCAGGAAAGGAAGGCAUCAUCAUGGGGACAGCUUCAGACCAUCUGAUUUACCCAGCGUCUCUACCAAAAUAACCAUCCGGACGGGAAGAAAUGACGGUCACUCGAAUUUAGCUGCGCCUUCGUGUACCCCGAUGAUGCAUCCAAUCGUCGGUCCGACCGCUACCCCCACUGCUCGACUGAACUCAACUCGAUCAUCCUCUGUCUCCUACGCAUCACGCCUUUGUUCAGUGUUUUCAAGAAAGAUUUUUUCUACGGCGAAACAGGAACGCCGAAGCAGUAAUGUCCAACUGUCACGCCCUUGGCGUUCUGGGCUUGCCGGUUCACCCAGAAAACGUGGUCAUCCCAGGGUACACCCCGCAUCAUCAGUUAACCCUGGUUCGACCGUGUUUUGUGAUACGAAACGCCCACGAAUUGAGGUUAAAGAUAACACUCCUACCCCGACUGCUACGGUGGUUCGCGGAACGGGUAGACGAGGCCGUCCGCCUUCCCGUGCUCGAAUCGGACUUCCUGGUCGCAUUUUGACGGGUGCACUGAAGUUGAAAUCAAAAGCCGAAGACUCACGAGCUAUUCGUCUAGUUAUACGUCUUGGAAAGAAUUUAUCUUCUCAAGCGACCGGGUCCGUUGUCCGUGGAAAGCGCCGUUCGGGACAGACCUCUGUGGAUUGCUUGACAACAAAAGCUAUAUCGCCAGCGUCAAACGUUUCUUUCCACUACCAUGACACCGGUCAAGAUGCAGACAGCGAAAGCUCUGAAGAUUCGAAACUGGGGGAAACUACUGUUUUUGGUGCUGAACCAUGUGCUGGUGCGCUACAGCCUUUCGAAUUCGCCAUAGCAACCGAAGCGGAGACCUACAUGGACCCGAACCAAGUUCAAAUACAUCGUGCAUUAAAUCGAGCGGUCGCACCAAGAACGUCCAAUGGAAGUGGGGUGUCUGGCUGCUUCGCAGCUCCACCCGACGAUGAUGACGACAGUGGCGAAGCCGGUCUACCAGGUGGCACAAUGUUGAGCUCGGAGUAUCCCACAGCCCCUCUGAGCGAGCAACAACCUGGAGGUUGUUUUGCCGGAUUCAGAACACAAGUGCCCAUCAAUGUGACUAACCGCCCCCCAAUUAAUGCCCGAGUCUUAUCACAUGACGAAAAGGGAGUGGAGCAGACAAGGAAAAGGCGAAGCUCACGUACCCGUCGAGUUUGUAAGAAAAAGUCUAACGUUGAGCCAAGCUCGGAAGUCUCUCUUUUGACCGAAGCAGCGACAAUGCCAGUGUGCCCAAAUGAUUUAUACAACACCUUGCUUAAUGGACAGCCUCCGGCCGCCUCGCCUCUAUCUUCACUCUGCUACAAGUACCGCGCUGAUGCGACAGUUGUUUCCCAACCUGGACCUGUGUAUGGUACCACGGCAGGACCUCCGGAAUUCACCGCUCCUAGAACCGAACGGGUCUCGUCCGUGCAUCCUGAUAGAAAUUGCACUUCGCCUUUGCUCUGUCAGAACAAAGGAUUUACAGCCGAUGGUGGCUCUAGUUCAGACCCUCUAGACAAAUUCGGUUCCAUUGCAAGCCCUCACUGGCGCUCUACGCGUGAGAACGCCAUCUCCCAUGCCAAGUCAGAUCUGGGUCAUUUUAUUCUACCUGUUUCUGAAUCGUUCGAACCACCCCUUCCAAACUCGGUGGGGACGGUGAAUACCAGCACCGAGGGUCACCGCAGCAACAGCACCAGUAGCGUCAGUUCUGUCACUGCCCUACCGAGCACGGAGAGUCCCGUUGCUGCAUCCCUCGAGAAGCAGUUGGACAUCAGUAUUCCGCCUGACCCACACUUCUACAAUCCCAUACAUGGUGAACAUCAACGCGCUCGUGCCGAUCACAACCUGCCGAGUGCCCUUGAUUGCCCUUUGCUGGACACAGACACAAGUGUUCCCAGUCACCUGCCGUUUAAGUCUCCUGUGUGCGAAUCGGUUCACGGUGACCGUCCAACACAGCAGCAUUCUUACUCAGACCGCGGUCUGGAUACGCGCCAUCACCACCGGUCUACCCGCGAUUUGUCCGUUGGUGAUGUAAGCUCUGUGGAUACUGGAACUACACAGCAAUUACCUUCUCCUCCUCCAAGUUCCAUGCAGCAACAGGCGCUCGCACUAACUGCUGCAGCCUACGCAACACUGGAUCCAAUGAUGGCUGUACAUCAACAAGCUAAAGCUUACUAUGAUCAGUGGGCAUCUUCACUUUUUGGAAAUUGGGCUUCCAGUGGUGGUGCUAGUGGCUGUGGCUCCAGUGGCCAGCUCUCAGUGAAUUCUGAAGCGCACUGCAGCUCACAACGGCAGCAACAACAGCAGCAGCAAACUGACUGGAUCAAUGCGGCACUGCUAUCCAAACAACAACAACUCGUCAGUUCUCAGUACGAACACGGUGACCCUACAGAAAAUGACAACCUACGACAAUGGCCAUGGCCAAGUAACCAACGUCGAGCCCAUGCAUCAGAUGAUCGUCCCAACCCGGAUUCGACUGCAUUCGAUCGUUUCCAUCAAUUUUACCGAGGCACUAAUCAUUCAGAUCGGUCAUAUUUGGAUUUCGCCUUCUCAAAUCUCCCAACCAACACGCCGGAUUUAUCACGUUCAUCUCAACAACAGCUGUUUAAUUCAAGCAAUUUCGCCGACCCAUCUCAAGCACGUUGCAAAAGUCGGUACAACGAUGUGCCAGGAGAUUACGCGCGGAUUAGUACGGGACCAUUUUCGGAAUCCCGCGUUAACGGAUGGUGAUAGGCCAUAAUUCGCCCGACUUGUCUGGCACGUUUUCUCUGCACCUCCCCGUAAGCAGUACUGAACGCACUCCCUCGACCAGGACACACUCAACCGCACUUGAUUAUUUAUCGAGUUCAGCUCCCGGAUUCUACUAUUUGCAUGUGAUAGAUGCUCGUUUUUCAACUGGCCCAAGCCUCUCCUCCAGCCUAACGUCGUACCCCACGUCCCUUCAUAACUGACAGAAGUGGCAGCACCAGAGUGAAGUUUGACCGUAGAACUCAUCACUAUCCUCAUUCUCCGCCCCACCUAUUUUUACAGACUUCAAUCAUGAUCAUGUGAUUGAGCUUAAUUUUAUUCACAGGCCCAGCCCUGGUCCGGGACCUGUACCCCUUGAACAACUAAAGAGCCAUUUUUGCAUUCAAUCUCUUUCCAAGACGUGCCCAUUGUGAAAUUGCAGACUAUGCCAUCCCCUCAGCAAGAUCUCAACGAGAACCUCACUGGUUAGUACUGUGCCCCAUGUCGACAGAUUCUCGUCUUUACUCAACCGGCAGUGGUCACUUUACCCACCACCAGCCUCUCCCUCCUAAUAUGUGUACAGAUAUCUUUUUACGCGAGAGACUAAACGAAAACCCGUUCUUUCGGUUCCACCUUGUGAUAUUUCCCCUUCUUUCGGUCCACGAGAGUUCCUCCCGAGUCAGCUGGUUGUCGAACACCAGUUUCUUACAAAACACCAGAGUGAUAGGCGGUCUUCUGCCUAUCCCAAUGUACACAACUGGCACUUCCCUGUGUUGUACCACUUCCAGCUGACCAGCCCACCUUUUUUGCACUGCUUCAAAUCAUGCACUCUCUCCUGGAUGAUGUGAACAAUGAAGUCCUUUGCUUUGUCAGAGUCGUUCUCUUUAUGCCUCCAUUCUUGUUGAUUUUGUACAGUUCCAGUAUUUCUUCUCAAUGCGUGUGUGCAUGCCAAAAUGCGCGCGACCGAACUUCGACUGAUCUUGUUCACCUAUCCUAUCUCUCAGUCUCUUAUGCUCUAUCAUAAUAAAAC